Molecule: messenger RNA, 1782 nt
Organism: Carcharodon carcharias (great white shark)
Lineage: Eukaryota; Metazoa; Chordata; Chondrichthyes; Lamniformes; Lamnidae
Product: synaptotagmin-6-like
Exons: 8
Coding region: 1-1626 (541 amino acids)
Biological process (GO): regulation of calcium ion-dependent exocytosis; cellular response to calcium ion; calcium-ion regulated exocytosis
Cellular component (GO): membrane
Molecular function (GO): syntaxin binding; clathrin binding; calcium ion binding
Source: RefSeq, a predicted model, not a curated record
AUGAGUGCCAACCGGGAGGACCAUGUGAUCCUGUGUCAAAAGGCCAUCGGACUGGUCAAUGAAUUGUGUAACAAGAACAUUCUGGAGCAGGAAAGGUGCCUGGAAUUUGUGUUCCCCUCCUCGGAUCAGAGCCCCAGUGUAACUGAGACAGAUAUCUCGGUCAGCUUGCUUGCAGUGAUACUUAUUUUCUGUGGACUGGCCCUGGUGGCGGUCUUUCUGUUUGUGUUCUGGAAGCUGUGCUGGGUACCCUGGAAGAACAAGGUUCUCUCUAACACCUCCGUUCCUGGAGACACAGUCAACGUCACCAGCACUGACUGCGACAAGGAGAUGACGGACAAACCCAAGGAAUCCACGUCCAUGAGCUUCCUCGAAGCAGCCAUGAAGAUCAGCCACACAUCCCCAGAUAUCCCAGCAGAGGUUCAGAUGUCGAUGAGAGAUCAUAUCCUGCGCCACACACGGAUACAGAGACAGACAACGGAGCCAACCUCUUCCUCCAGGCACAGCUCGUUUAAGAGACACUUGCCAAGGCAGAUGCACGUAUCAAGUGUUGACUUCAGCACAGACUCCUUACCACACAAAGAACAAGCCACGAGUAUCGGCAGGAUCAAACCAGAGCUCUACAAACAGAAAUCCGUGGAUUCAGAAGACAUGAAGAAAGAAGAUGGGAAAACCUGUGGGAAAAUCAACUUCAUGCUAAAAUACGACUAUGAAAACGAAAUGUUGAUUGUCACAAUCCUCAAGGCUUUUGACCUGCCCGCGAAAGACUUUUGUGGAAGCUCGGACCCCUAUGUAAAAAUCUACCUUCUUCCCGAUCGGAAAAGGAAGUUCCAGACCCGAGUGCACAGAAAGACACUCAAUCCUACCUUUGAUGAGAGCUUCCAGUUUCCUGUAUCAUAUGAUGAACUCGCCAACAGGAAGCUGCACUUGAGUGUAUAUGACUUUGACAGGUUUUCUAGACAUGAUAUGAUUGGGGAGGUGAUUUUAGAGAAUCUGUUUGAGAUUUCAGAUCUCUCCCGUGAUACCUCCAUCUGGAAGGAUAUUCAAUACGCCACAACUGAAAGCGUGGAUCUGGGAGAAAUCAUGUUCUCUCUCUGCUAUCUGCCCACUGCUGGACGACUGACAUUGACAGUCAUCAAAUGCAGAAAUCUCAAAGCCAUGGACAUCACUGGUUAUUCUGAUCCAUAUGUUAAGGUGUCUUUGCUGUGUGAAGGACGACGGCUAAAAAAGAAGAAAACAACCAUAAAGAAAAACACACUAAAUCCUACUUACAAUGAGGCAAUUAUCUUUGACAUUCCUCCAGAGAACAUGGACCAGGUCAGCUUGCUGAUUUCAGUCAUGGACUAUGACCGAGUUGGGCAUAAUGAGAUCAUUGGAGUGUGUCGUGUGGGCAUCAAUGCUGAAGGUCUAGGGAGGGACCACUGGAAUGAAAUGUUGGCAUACCCACGCAAGCCAAUUGCACAUUGGCACCCCUUGGUGGAGGCUGUGGGUGAAGGCACACUUGCGGUGGAAGGAAGCGGUUGUGAAGGAUAUAGUGGCACCUCCUGCACAUUGCUGUGGCAAGGCCGCGCUGCCAGUUUUGACAGCCAAGGAUCCUGUCCAUCUCCUAAACCUCCAGCAACACCAUGAAUCCCAGUGCAGAGAGAUUCUGUGGAUCCUUCAGUGUUCUGAACAUAAUGUAAUGUCAGUAGUUCAGUCUCUUUCCUCACAGGAAAACUACAUUGUACUCUGCAAAAUGGACACAAGUAUCAUGGAGAUAGCUUGUCAUAAGCUUGUUGCUGGGAU